Molecule: messenger RNA, 564 nt
Organism: Caenorhabditis remanei
Lineage: Eukaryota; Metazoa; Nematoda; Chromadorea; Rhabditida; Rhabditidae
Exons: 6
Coding region: 1-564 (187 amino acids)
Source: RefSeq, a predicted model, not a curated record
AUGCAAGAUUAUACUAUAUUUUUAUUAAGUGCUUGUUUCUCUAUAAUCGUAACUGGAGAUGUUGAGGACGAAUGGAAAUCUCCAACAAAAGUUGUAUGUUCUGAAUGGUGUCAGAGACUGAACAAUUAUGCGAAGAGAUAUGAAGAGAUGAAAAAUCAUGAUGACACUGGAUGGAGAGAUAUUAUUUAUCUGACAAUAACUCUUUUUGUUUUCACAACUAUUCUUGUUUUUAUUUGGUUGAAAUUACGAAGUUCACUGAAAACAAAUGGAGAGAAAUUCAGGAUAAAAAUUCAUCGGAAGAAAAUGGAAAAAAUGAAAAUCAUGGUUAAACAAGACAAUAAAACAAAUAAAAAUGACAGUGAUGAUGAAUCAGGCGAAGGAUAUCCAGACAGAUUUGAAAUUCUUUAUAAACUGAAGAGAAAUCCACGACUGGCAAGGACGUACCUAGAAUUUAAAAGGAAAAAAGCGGUGGAAGAACUAGAUCAUGCAGUUUCCAAUUAUGUCAGUGAAGGGAAUCGAGAAGAUCAAAACUUUCGAGAUGAAUAUUACCGAUUCGAAGAUUGA